CCUCACCUCUACACUUUCGACAAUGUCCAGCCAACCUCUGCUCCAAACCGCUCCGGGCAAGCGAAUUGCCCUCCCAACCCGAGUCGAGCCCAAAGUCUUCUUCGCAAACGAGCGCACCUUCCUCUCAUGGCUGAACUUCACUGUCAUCCUGGGCGGCCUCGCCGUCGGUCUCCUCAACUUCGGCGAUCGCAUCGGUCGCAUCUCCGCAGGUCUCUUCACUAUCAUCGCCAUGGGCGCAAUGAUCUACGCUCUAGUGACAUUCCACUGGCGCGCGCAGAGUAUCCGUCGGCGUGGGCAGAGCGGUAUCGAUGAUCGAUUCGGUCCUACCAUCCUCGCCAUUGCCCUGCUCGCUGCUGUCGUUGUUAACUUUAUCCUGCGGAUUCGGGAUGGGCAGAUGAACUAG
Molecule: messenger RNA, 403 nt
Organism: Penicillium crustosum
Lineage: Eukaryota; Fungi; Ascomycota; Eurotiomycetes; Eurotiales; Aspergillaceae
Product: putative vacuolar transporter chaperon Vtc1
Exons: 2
Coding region: 23-403 (126 amino acids)
Cellular component (GO): vacuolar transporter chaperone complex; fungal-type vacuole membrane
Source: RefSeq, a predicted model, not a curated record